Telopea speciosissima is the source of this 688-nucleotide messenger RNA. RefSeq lists its product as uncharacterized. The record is from RefSeq and is a predicted model, not a curated record. Lineage: Eukaryota; Viridiplantae; Streptophyta; Magnoliopsida; Proteales; Proteaceae. The transcript has 2 exons. Gene Ontology annotation, molecular function: protein binding. The coding region runs from base 55 to 660 and encodes 201 amino acids.
CAAAGAGUUGCAGAGAGAGAUAGAGAGAGAGAGAGAGAGAGUUUGUAUCUAUUCAUGGUUUCUUUUCAAUCACCAGUUUCUCCGAAUCAAAGAAAAAUGAUUCCUCAGUUUGAGAAUUCAUCAAAGAAGAGGAGAUGGGAAGAGACAGAAGAAGCCAAAGAGGAUCUCGAUAAUCAUUCAAAAACACCCUCAAAGGAGUUAGGCAUUGAGCUCCACCUGGAACAGAAGCCCUUGCCUUUGGAGUGGCAACGAUGCCUCGAUAUCCAGUCUGGGGAGAUACACUUCUACAACACUAGGACCCAGAAAAGAACCUCAGAGGAUCCAAGACAAAACCCAGAUGAAAAUGGUUCAAGUAGUCCCAAACAUAUGAGCUUAGACUUGGAACUCAACCUCCCAAACGAAUCAUCAUCAUUCAAGACCCAUACUUCAGAUCAUAAUUGGGCCAAACAAGAACCGGUUCGUAGAUCGAUGGGUUCGGAACUAUCCUUGGAGCCGGACCAGUCAGAGAUGGUGGCAACAGUGUGUCACCGGUGUCAUAUGUUGGUUAUGUUAUGCAAGUCGUCACCUGCAUGCCCUAGCUGCAAGUUCAUGCACCCACCAGACCAAGGCACUCCAACUCUAUUCAAAAGGCAUAGGAUCUUGUGUUGUAAGCAGGACUAAGGAUUAUUAAUGUUGGUUUUUCCAACUC